UCCACGCUCCCAGAGGAACCAACACAAACGCGCCUCUUCCUCUGCCUCAAUCCAGCCCCCCGGCACGCGACUCUCACCGCUACUGCAGGUAGCGACCAAUCACAGCCAGCGCGAGGACACGCUGCCGCUGUGCUCGGUGUGCGCGCGCUCCCCUUAGCUGCAGCUCGCGCUCAGCAGACAGAGAGGAGCUGUAAGAGUUUGUUGGCCAGAACAGCGGGAAUGUUGCUGCUUUUUAACCGGUUUUGAUGGUUAAACCGGGUUAGUUUCCCGGUGGAGGAGCUUUAACCAACCCGUCUGACCUCCAGGGGCGUUUCUUUAAUCCGGACCAUGCUGGUUUUACCCUGAUAAAAUCAUCCUGCUGCAGGGAAAACAGGAGUAAAGCUUGGAAAACCUCCCAGCUCUGUAACCACAGGAAGGAGGAUGCUGAUCCUGGUUCUGCUGGCCUGGUUCUGGAUGCUGAUCCAGGGACAGAACUUGGACUACAACAGCUGGACCGACCAGGCGGUGCUGUCCGACGGUCUCUGUCGCUACGGUAACAGCGUGGAGUGCUGCUGGGGCUGGAGACGGAUGGACCGGGGACGGUGUCAACCUGACUGCCAGCAGGGCUGUAAACAUGGAGACUGCGUCGGACCGGACAGAUGCAAGUGUCACCCGGGAUACAGCGGCAAGGCCUGUAACCAAGACCUGAACGAGUGCGGGGUGAAGCCUCGGCCCUGUAAGCACCGCUGCAUGAACACGCCGGGCAGCUACAAGUGUUACUGUCUGGACGGCUACGCCCUGCAGCCGGACGGCAGCUGCAGGAACGUGCGGACCUGUUACCAUGCCAACUGUCAGUACGGCUGCGAGGUGAUGAAAGGCGAGGUGCGGUGUACCUGUCCGUCUCCGGGGUUACGCCUGGGCCCAGACAGACGCUCCUGUGUCGACAUAGACGAGUGUGCGCUGGGCGGCGUGGUGUGUCCUCAUCGCAGGAAGUGCGUAAACACGUUUGGGAGCUUCUUCUGCAAAUGCCACCUGGGCUUCAGGCUGGUGUACAUCAACGGGCGCUACGCCUGCAUCGAUAAAGACACUCGGCCGUUCUGCUCUCUGAAUCCUUCCUCUCCAAAGUGCAGAUGUAAAGACGGCAGCUGCAAAGGGAUCCUCACAGUGGCUUUAGAGCCACCCAGACCCAGAACUACAACUCCCAUCACCACCUCCGCCACCACCUCCACCACGCCUACAACCACUACAACCACUACAGUCGUACCUACAACCGUACCUACACCCACCACCCCUCCUACUGCCAUUCCCACCACGCUUUUAUCUACAGCGUAUCCAACAACUGUCGCCUUGACGACCACUGUCAUAGCGACGACCUCGACGGCUCCCUCUACUGUUGCUAUGACGACCAGAUCCCCAACCACUCCACCUGUAACAACGACCCCUGCAACCACUGCAGCGGCCACAACACCUGAGGCGGCCCCGGACACGCCUACGGCCGGGCCUGCGGUUACCACGGUGGCUACCAUGCCGGUUACCACGGUGGUUACCAAGGCGGUUACCACGGCGACCACGAUGCUGCCCACCACCUCCCUGUUGACGACCACGCUGAACAACAGGAUCAACAAGGAUGUGACCCAGAGGCAGAGAGGAGAUGUUCACAUACCUCGGCAGCCCGGACACAACCACGUCUGGGAGUUCGACAUCGAGCUGGGAAACACGGCCGAGGACGCCCGGGAUGACCCAGAGGCCGGCGAGCUCCGCUGCACCUUUGAUCACGGACUCUGUGACUGGAUAUCUGACAGAGAGGGAGAUCUGCACUGGGAGGCUGUGGACAGUCCCAGAGGUGGGCGGCAUCUGUCUGUCCCUGAACUGAAGGCGGGGCAAAGGAGCAUCCGAGGCGCUCGAUUGGCCAUCUGGAUAGUCCCUCUUCGGAACCAGGGAGAAAUGUGUUUCUCCUUCUCCCAUUGGCUGACGGGUCACCACAUGGGCGUCCUGCAGCUGUUCGUCCGUGAAAAAGGACGUGACCAAAGGUAUGGCUCCUCCCUCUGGAGCAGGACAGGGGGACACGGGUGGAGACAGACACAGGUUACCUUGGAGACGCGUUCUGUGGACAAGGUGCUGAUAAAAGCUGAGCGAAGGACUGGACGACGUGGCCAGAUUGCAGUUGAUGAUGUCACGCUGAGACAGGGGGCGUGUCGAUGACAUCAUCAUCAGUUGACCAGAGAUCUCCAGCUGGACUCGUUUAAAGGAGCGUUCUGCUGCAGCUGAUCUUCAGACUGCUGCUGGUUUGAGUAGAUCUGAUGAAGAUGGAAACCAGAGCGGUCCUCCGUCUCCUCACAUCUUUCCAUGUUGCUGACAAAACCAGACAGUUGUUGUCAAAGUCAGAUUUUUUAUGUGGCGCAGUUAAAAACACCAGGAAGUUCACACCAACAAUCAUCAAAUAACUGGAAUAAAACUGUAGUUAAGAGGAAUAAAACACAGAAGAAUUAAGAUUUCUAAAACACAUUUAGCUUCAAAUGUUCAGCCAAAGGUGAGGAAAAAGAGGAGAGUUUUUAAAAGACAUUUAAAUGCUUCUCUGAACUCUGCAGUCACGUAGAGAAGGGUUUCCAAAUUUUUCAGCCUGCGACCCGCAAUAUAACAGUGGCAGAAACUGGUAACUCCAUUUUGGAGAAUUAUCAGAAUUAAGUCAUGAAAUUAUGAGACUAAAGUUAGAUUUUUGUAAGAACUCUUACCAAAAAAGUCCAGCAUUUCCUCUGCAAUAAAAACGAAGAAUGUAGAGCAUCUUGUCAACUUCCACCAAUAAGGAAAUGCUAAAUCGUUUUAGGACAUCAGUAUCAAAUCUUCUCAUGGCCCUCCAGGGUGUCCUUACCUCCUCUUUGGGAACCUCUGAUGUAGAAGUCAAGUAUCCUGAACACUCGAUCUCCUCUUAGUGUUAACUUUGGUCUGUGAACAUGGAGCAGAACAUGACUGAUGGACCAGAGAGCUCUCAGAGGUGGGUUGGUGUUGAGAUCACAUAGAUAAGCAAUACAUUACUGCAGCUUAGUAUAACUGGCAUAUACGUCUGAAUGUCGUCAGCAAAACACUGAAAUGGCCUGUUAUGCUUCCUAAGGAUUGACCCUAGGGGCAACAUGUACAAAACAAAGAGUAGCAGUCCGAGUAUAGAUCCCUGAUGAACCCCAGAAUGGAGAUGGGCUCCUGAAGAGAAUUAGAUUGGCCGCUUUUCUUUAGAUGAUCUCUGCGCAGACUUUGAUAAACGUGGGAAGUUCAUCAGAACAAGCAACUGAAUAAAAAUGUAUAUAGCAGCUUUCUAGAAAUAAAGCAGAAAGUGCUGAAGAGAUGGACACAGGAACAAGCAGAAACAGCUGUUAGCCAUUAUAGCAGGUCUUUACAGGAAGGUUGUGUGGUUUUGUCCCGAAGGCGGGUCAAGAACCAGAGCAACGGCUUCAUUGAAUAUGCUAUCCUGAAGCAAAGCAAUAGAUCUGUUACCAUGGUAGCUAAUGACUGAGACCUUACCUGCUGAGAAGGAAAGGUUUACAGGUGAGUGAAAGCACUUCAACCCAUCAGACGCCUUCAGGUCUUCUGUCCAGGGUACUGAGAGAAAUCUUCAUCAACAGAGCCAAUGCUUCCCCCGAAACAGAGACUGAACUUUUUUAACCACCUUUUCAAUCAUUUAUCUUUAGAUGUUGAAGGUAUAAAAGGUGAGAAGAAAGACAAUAAAUGUAACAGGAAGCCACUUUAGGAAUAGAUUUGGAUAAAUGUUUCUUGGUUCUGAAGAGCCUGCCUGAGAUGUUCCUCACCACAUGGACACCCUGGAGAAAACUGGACCUGCUUGGAAGGUCAGAGUAGACUCAACAAUGAUUUGUUGGAUUAUUCCCGUUAGAUUGAAGCAAUAUCUAGGAUGAGGAUUCAGGUCAGAAUCACAUCUUUGUCCCAGUGUCCUGCUUCUUUGCUGAUGUUCCUGGAUCAUCUGCCAACUCUGGAACCACCAGGAACCUGAGAGCCUAAACCAGCUUUACUGGAUUCAUAGACUGCUCAGAUCUUCUCUGAAGUUUCCAGACUGAGAUCGGUUUAAGAGAUCUAAAACUUUCUGCCACAGCUUCUCUGAGGAUGCAGAGGAUCAGAGAUGUGAUGAGGUGAGGACUCCAGAAACACUUAAAGUUCUGGGAGACAACUGUCUUAUCCGACAUUGAACCCAGAGUAAACCGCCUCAUUUCACCUGUUGGCACCACAUUUGAUCACCUCUCUGUCUCCGCCUGCAUUUCUUACCUACCUCCAAGCAAACCAGUUCUGACCCAUGUAGUUACUAAUUCACCUGUUACUCCUGAUAUUUCAAAAUGGCAAAUGAUAAAAAGCAAUUCUGGUCUAUAAUCUAAUUAAUGCCAUGGUAUUGAUUUUACACCCCAGCCAGCUUUGGUUCGGAUGGACCGGUUGGCUCGUCUGAAAUAUGAAAGAAAUCAGAGUGACUCUGCUAGAGCUCCCACUUAUACAUUUUAUUUAUUCAAAUAAUUUCCUGACAGUAGAUUGGGUAAAUUAUAGGUUUUUACCCAAGAAAACGACCAAAACUAAAAAAAGAGCAAAAUGUCCAGCGUUCACGAAUGAUCCCAGAAGAUUAAUUCAAUUAAUUAGACAUUAUUGAAAUCAACAUUAAUAAUGUUUAAUUAACAUAUUACCUUCACCCGGAGGUCAGAUAAAUAUACAGUAAAACUGUUAAACAUGUGGAACCGAUUCAACAAACGAUUAACAAAUGACAUUUCACUGUAAUAUUUCUAUGUAAAUAAAAGCUGUUUUUUUCCUGAUUUUUAUUAAUGAAUAAACCUGUUUUUCUUGAUU
Fundulus heteroclitus (mummichog) is the source of this 4809-nucleotide messenger RNA. Its product is annotated as nephronectin. The coding region runs from base 421 to 2181 and encodes 586 amino acids. The transcript is spliced from 14 exons. Gene Ontology annotation, molecular function: calcium ion binding. Lineage: Eukaryota; Metazoa; Chordata; Actinopteri; Cyprinodontiformes; Fundulidae. The record is from RefSeq and is a predicted model, not a curated record. Gene Ontology annotation, cellular component: membrane.